UGAGUCUACGCAGUUUAAGGACAGCGCCUAAGAAGUUAUGUGAGAUCGUUACCAGGAGCAAUGGGCCGUAACCUUAAGCCAUUGCAGAACCUCUAACGCAGGCAACAUUAUCCGCGCAAGAAAACUUCUCCAAAACAAAAUUAUGGAGCUCUCUUUCUCCGUCGUCGUAGUCGUCUUCGUUGCUGGAGUUCACUGCCAAACUGGCGGAGACACAGGUAGUUGUAAAACAGCGUUUCUUCGAGUAACAUCGUGUUUGUUGUGACCGGCCGACCAACCGACGACGAGCGAGCGCGAUUUCAGUAUAGCCAUUUCCAGAGAGAGGUCGAGCAACAACCUACCACGGUGCUCCAUCUCCUCCGAAACCAUACCAAACCGAACCGAGUGCGCGCUCAAACCAAAGAAGAACCAAUCUAUCGAAUCAUUCUGUGGUGGAGGAGGCUUAUUGCAACAUCAGCCCGACCCGACCCGAAUUUGGCGAAUCGAAUUACAUAAUUGUUUUGCGCUAGCGAUGCAAAACCAAUUUAUUUCAAUGUAAUUAUCGGAUCGCCCUCGAUUUUAAGUUAAUUAAGAAGUGAUCUGCGAAUCCGUACACAAAUUUGCGAGUGACGAGAAAAAAAAAAGUGAGUGUCAUCAAGACGUCGUGAUUCUUGUGGUUAACCGUUGAGACCAGUGCGCUGCAGCUACAACAGUAGGUACGACCCACUGCUGAUUUAUGUGACCAUGAAGAAUUCUACCACCGACCGGUGCAGUUGCAGUUGGGAUUGGAUUGGGUAAAUGUAGUGCAGCAGUACGAUUAAGUGCAACAUAAAUCGCAACCACCAGGUGUACCGUCCUUCGAUAGACCUAGCUGGAUCGCUAGAACAUCCAGCCCGAGGCAAAUUAAAACAGACCACUGCCAACCUAAACGACAAACAGUAAGACAAUAAGCCCAAAUCUCCGCAACCCGCGAGCCUAGAUGGUGUUGCGCAAACCCGACAAACAGGUGUCGCCCCGUGUAGGAACCGAACUUCCUCGCAGUUUUCCACGCAAUGUCCUCCAAACCCGCGACGCCGCUCGAGCAGCGGCGCGCUUUUCCGGGCGAAAGCGACAGCACCCGUAUCCCGGUGCUUUCGCCGACCCCUUUUCGCCGGUCGUACUCCUUGCGGAUGCGCACUAGCCGGAGCUUCCAUGACUACCAACAUUACCGCGAGUGGGAGUGCGACUGUGGUGGUGCAAAUAUGCAUCAUCCAGCGAAUUUGUCCGGUCCGUCGUCGUCGUCGUCCAGCGUAAAAGUGAAAAAUUCCCUCGCCAAUGGGGGCAAAUCGAUCAGCGGUAGUUGCUGCCAGCAGCGGGCCGCCACAGUGGAGCCUUUCGGAGCGGCGAAGCCGGUCGUCGGCAGCAAGGAUACGUCCCCGUCGGCUGGCUGCAGUGUCAGUGCUUUGCUACCCAAUGGCGUAAUAGGACACGGCCAUAAUGCAUACAGCGCGACGUCACCGAACUCCGGGCAGAAAACUUCGUCCUCGCAGUCCACCCGCAAGAAUAGCCUGCAGAAAAAUGACCGGGGAAUGUCUUUGAAUCUAAUGGGCUCUGGACACAGCGCCAGUUGUAAUAGCGCACAGCGAUCACCUCGUAGACCACACACCCCCUGUGAGUCGGUAUCCACUCCAGGACACGGUCACGGACUACACAAGAGCAGCCUGAGCCCAAAGACACCUCCGGUCUCACCGGAAUCGCCGGCCACCAGCUAUUUGGAUGACGAUUUGGACUCUCUGCACAGCUACAGUUCGGUGGCCAGUGGAAUGUCGUGCGACCAUCCGUACGUAGCCCGGAAUGGCACCACGUUCAGUGGUCGCAAGAUGAAAUACGUAGUGCACUGCUCGAGUCAUGCUGGCCAAACGGGCGAGGAUUACCUGACGCCGACGCAGCGGGCCCAGCGCCAGAUCAGACGACUGAAGGAACUGCUCUCGCAGGCCCGCAUGGACCUGGAGCAGCGUGAUAGCGAAAUCCUAAGACUUACCAAAGAGGUUGUUGAACUGCGGCUCUUCAAGGCGUCGCUCAGUUCCCCGGAGGAACGUUCGGCUUCCAGUGAUGCAGUAACGGUGCGGGAAAACACCACCAAUGACGCAAACACGCCCAGUUCGCAGGGGAUUUCACCGAUCGUGGAUCAGACGGACGAGUGCGUCAAGGCCAGCCCACGGCACCAUCUGCACAAUCAUGGCAUCCACCAGGUGCAGUUCAUGGACAAGAUGUCCACUUCGGAGAUGGCCAGCUCGUUUGCCGAUUCGGGUCACUUCGAGGACAUUACCACCUCGUCGAUCCACUCGAAAGAUUCGUACGUGCACACGCAGGAUCGUGCUUGCGGAAGCGAUGACGAAAUUGAUGCCGAAAAGCAACGACUGGUCGAGAUGUACGAGGCGCGCAUCGAAGAGCUGGUCAAGCAGCACCAGGCCGAUGAACAGCAGAUCCGGAUGUCCAACAACGAUCGGGUUGAGGCGUUGUUGCAGAAGCUGGCCGAAUCGAACAGUAGAUACUGUGAUCUGGUUCCCGACUACGAGCAGGCAAAGGAGCGCAUCCGAGAGCUCGAGAAGCAACUGGAGGAGCUCCACUCGCAGCUCCAAGAGCAGGAAGGCAAGGCCAACAAGAUGUAUCUGCACAUGUACGCCAAAGGUCAGGAAGCCGAACGGCAGCAGCACGCCGACCGGGUCAUCGAUAUGGCCCGCCAGUCGCCGAGUCGCGUAUCGGUGCCGGAACUGAUGCAGCAACUCCAGGUCACCCAGGAAGAGUUGGAGAACAUACGGGACACAAGCUAUCAGCCAGAGGGCGGAACCUCACAGGUUUUACUGAGCGCAAAAGAAGCAAUCUCGCUGUGGCUUUUGGGCGCCCGGAAGACCAUGUACAAGCGGCUGAUAGACGCCCAGCAGGUGAAGAACAAGGUUGACCCGGAGGUAACGCUGCAGUUCCUGAAGAGCGCCAUCUACUAUUUCCUGACGGACAAGGAAAACUCCCAGGGGCAUCUGAAUGCGAUCGAAAGCAUUCUAGGAUUCUCGGAAACGGAAAAGUCCAACAUCGACAAGGCGCGAGCUUACAAGUGAAAUGACACUGCAUGAUAAACGUAUAUACGGCAAGAGAACAAAAUAUGACUAACUGUUAUUUAACUAGAUAAAAAAAAAAAAUGUUUGCAAUUAUGACUACUUACAACUUACGAAAAACAAAAGGAGAACAGCAUAGCUCUAAACGCGAGUCUAUAGAAUAUUUAUGAAAAGAUGAACACAGGAAAGGUUAGGCAGCAAGUUCGACGAGAGAAGCGUAUUUUUAGAACAAGAAAUGUGAUCGUUACUAACUUUUGUUGUUGUUCAAGUUGUUUCUAGGACCGUAUUGUUUUAAACUUUAGUUCCUUUUUAAUAUUUAUUCAGCAUUCCACCAAACGAAUCAUUCGGUUUAAACUUAUUUCGAUGGUUUUAAAUAUCUGCUAUCCAUUCCUCACGGUAAAAGUUCUAUAAGUGCAACAACGUCGCAAGCACGGUCCGCGACGUUCAUUUGACAUCGAUCGAUUGAAAUAUGUUGCAGCUAUCGAACAUCUACUGUACAGUCUAUAUGUUUACGUGGUAGGUGUUUUACAGAACUGGUUCUAGGUUCAUUUAGUUUUUUGGGGUCCUUUUCGCUGAAACGCCUAUUAUGGACCUGUGAACGCCUUUAUUCGUUUGACAUUUGAGCGAUUCCGUAUCCACAAAAUGAACUUGCCUUCAUUGACUUUUAAACUGUCUGAUACUCACAGAAAUUUGCAGGAAGCAUAAUUUUCUUGCAUAAAUGUGUUCACAUUGUUAAUGAAUCGAUGAACUUUUUCCAUGGUAAUGAAUCACCGAUCAAUGCCCAACGCAAUCAUGGUUCAUUAGCAUGAAUAAGGCUUCAAUUCGUCAGUAUAGCAAAGGUUAUUAUCGGUGGUUCGUUUUAGAAUACCCAGAACUUCCCAAGUGUCAAAUGCACAGGUCCAAGACUCAACGAAAGUAUUAUAGAGUUUAAAAAGCAGUUGUUGGAUGAGCACGCUUUCAUAGGAAACUUGUAAGAAUGAUACCACAGAAAUUAGCAAACAUUCCAAAGCAAAACAAAACAAAAAAUCAUAUAUUUUUCUCAUCGAAAAUACAUUGCUUCAAAUACCACUCAGAGUAGAUGACAAACAGAUUCGUCCAUAAUAAAAAUAUUAGCUUUCAUACUGAAUCAACAACCUCACAAGCAAACAGUUGUCUCAAAGUUUCAAAAAGAAGAUUUUCUGGACAAAUUGCUUACAAUAGCUAGGCGCGCUACUUUUCAAGAAUUCUGUUACCAUACAAGCAUAGUUAGCUGCAAGUUCUGAAUUUCAAAAUCAUCUUUUACGUUCGAAUCAUCGGUGCAGUUUUAAUAGUGCCUAAUUUCAAAAACAUUGAAAAUUAAACACUAAAUAUGAAACAACACAUUAGAUGGCUAGAAUUCCACCUACUUAAUUAAUCACUUUCCAAAAAGUUUGAUCAAACGUUUCAAAUAAGCAUAAAAUUAAGCUAAGAAAAAGCAUGAAGACAAAACAAGAAAGAAGUAGUGCUGGCAAACCCCAAGGAACGUAAAUCAAAAGAAACGGAAAGCAAAAAUACAAGAGUAGAAAAGUUACUGCAGGAACGUGCAGUCAGAGAAAUAGUAAGCGCGCUGAAAGGCUAAUCAGUGUUGGUUGUUGUUACCGGAAGAAGUGCAACUUUGUUCGAUAAUGCUGCGUAUAAACACAAAUACACAAAACCACAUCACAACACACACCAAAAUAAGCAGACACAAACACACGAUAGGACAAUGAAAGUUGAAAAAUUUAAUCUUAA
Aedes albopictus (Asian tiger mosquito) is the source of this 4817-nucleotide messenger RNA. RefSeq names its product protein quick-to-court (gene qtc). The record is from RefSeq and is a predicted model, not a curated record. NCBI's taxonomy places the organism in Eukaryota, Metazoa, Arthropoda, Insecta, Diptera, Culicidae. The transcript has 6 exons. The coding region runs from base 1029 to 3071 and encodes 680 amino acids.